UUAUGGCUUUAAUUUCCGCCUGUUACAUGAUACUUUUCGUAAGACUAUCGCAUUGUAUAUGUCAUGUAGUAUGUGUUGGGAUAAGCUCAGUUCAUUUCAUUACGUUUAUGCAUAUGUAAAGGUACAGCCAACGUUCACAAGAUAGAGAAAGGGAGAGAGAUGUGACUGUGACGUAUCGAAUCAGAAGAAGCUGUUUUAACAUGAGAGUAAUAGGUCUACGUAAACUAUCGUGGCUCGCAGGCGUAGUCCUCACGUUGAUAUUAUUAGAAUUUGUGAACCUUCACAUCAAUACAGCAACGGAAAAUUGGACCAAUGAACUCCCAAGGAACCAAAUUUAGUUAUUUGGAGGAAGGUGAAGAUGACAAAAUUAGUAUAGAGCCACUCAAAUUCGAAGCCCAGUCUGAAACAAAUUACACAUUUGAUGAAAACUUUGCUGCAAGAUGGCCUUCGUCUAUUAGUUGGCAGAAAACUAAAGACUCUAUUGAAAUGUAUAUUCUAUCUGCGUUUUAUGACGAUAGGCCAUCUUUGGGUUCAAGAACUGCAGCGGUACAAGUGCUGGCACUGUCCGAGCAGCCGUCUGUCGGAGUUCCCGCCCAAGGAGAUAUAUACUGCCAUCUAUGGGGCACUUCUCAGAAACCACUUGUCGUAAAAGCCCAGCGUAAUUUACUCGGAAUUGAGAGGAUGAAGAGAUAUUUAACAUUUCAUAAUAAAGGUUUCAGAUCAUAUAUUUGGAGCUGCAAAAUUAAGCGGGAUACAAAAAUACCGGUGUUUGUUUCUAUUAGUUACAGGACGAAUAUAACGACAUCUUUUAUGCCCGUCCAGAUACCGACAAAGCCCAAAGUAAAGCAAGAAUUUGCCGUUUGUCAGAGAUACUUUGGUCAUGUCGACCCUUACCUUAUUAUCGAGAUGAUGGAGUUAUAUAAAAUACUAGGCGUUUCAAAAUCUAUCAUAUAUAUCACAAAUUUAUCACCUGAGACGUCCAAGGUUUUGCUGCAUUAUUCGCAAGAGGGCUUCAUGGAGGUCGUCGAUUUUCAGACACCGUUUGAAAAUUAUCCUCGUUUUCCACCAAUGCAUAAACCAAACCACAUUAGAAUUCUUCAGGUCCAUUCUUACAAUGACUGUAUGUAUAGGAACAUGUAUAAAUACAAGCAUAUCAUUUUCACAGACCCCGAUGAGAUCAUCAUACCGAUGCAACAUGCAACAUACUCCGAUAUGAUGAAAGAAAUGAAGCUAGAUCUUGGCUUUGACGUACCAACGCCAUAUUUAUUCAAAAAUGUUUUUUUCUUUCAACAUUUCCCGCAAGAGGAAUCUGAGCCUGCUCAAGUGAGGUCAUUGCGAUUUCAAACUCGCCUGGCGCCGGGAAAUCCAUUCCCCGCAGUCAUAAAGGUAAUCCUCGAUCCAAUGUCGUGUCUUGGCUUACACAUACACCGAUGUUGGGUACAUACGCGUUUAGCCAAGCACAACUCGAUCGUCAAACCAAGUGUCGCAUUAAGUUUCCAUUAUAGAAAGUGUCACUUUGAAUUAGAAGAACAGGGAAAGUGCGAACAAUUCCUCAAUGAAACUAUAAGGGAAACAGCGAUGGUCAGCUUCAAAGAGAAACUGUUACCAGCCAUGCAACAACAGGUGGACGCUUUGGGAUUGGCCCCAAUUGGUUGAGGGACGGAUUUUAAUAUGGCCUAUAUACUAGUACUAUAGAACAUGUGGAAUUGGUAUAUGAUGUUGAUCGUUUUUCAAUACCAACCAAGUGUACAUAUAUUGUCAAAAAUUAGAACAUUAAAGAACAGAACAGAAAAAAUAUUUUAUAAUAUAACAAUUUUAAUGCCUGAAACAUGUGUUGAUUGUUCAGUGGGUAACAGAUCAGAGGCCUCAUUAUCAGUUAGUCGCAGAAUCGCAUGCGUAACGCUACGCAACGCAGCGCAACACCACGCAACGCAGCGCAUAUAUUUCCCAAAAAUUAUAUUAUCACUAUGACUCAACGUAGUUCUGACGCAAGAUAAUAGAUUUUCAGAACGCAAGUGAACAAAAACUUGCGAUAUGUCGCAAAUCAAAACGCAAACAUAGUGCAACUUUAGCACCCCAGUCACAUUUGUCGUAC
Molecule: messenger RNA, 2095 nt
Organism: Owenia fusiformis
Lineage: Eukaryota; Metazoa; Annelida; Polychaeta; Sabellida; Oweniidae
Source: the annotation of a GenBank genome assembly